AUGUCGGAAGAAUAUUACCAUGGCUACAGAUCUAUUUGUUCUUAUAUAAGAACAUGUAAAGGUAGUUGUUCGUUUAGUGAAUUUUUAGAUCUUUACCAGAAGACGAUCAAAGAUUCUCCACCGAAUACCGAUGACUGGAACGGUUUACAAACGACAUGGCAAAGGAGAUUCUUGGGCGUCGUAAAAGAUAUUAUACCAGACGAAUAUGAUAACGUACUUGCAAAGGAGUAUUCGAUCAUCGUACCGGCCCAAGUGAUGGUAGUUGCGCUUCUAGUCGAUCAUCGUACCGGCUUUGAAGUGAAAUCCGAAACAGCAAAAAAGGCUUUAAUGACUUACUGGCAAAAUAUUGUCAAUGAAAAAGGACGCAUUUCUGUAAUAAAUAAUCAUAUAUCUGGCAGCCUCCAGAUAUUGGAUGCAACCGCUAAACAUAAUACAGACGUAAUUAUUUCGAAAGUUGAAAGCCUUAACCCGCAUGAAGAUCAAUUACUGAAAGAGAAAACUAGUGAUCUUGAGGAAACUGCAGAAGGCUCCACUCCCAAACGGUUUCGAUAUGAAGACGCUUACGACAAUAUACGAUCUGACGAUGAAUCAGAUCUUGAUCCUGUUACCGGAAAAUUUAACAAUGAUGCAGAAAUCGAUGAAUUUUUCUCUUCGGGCAGGAACACACGCGACUCGUAUAAGGUUCAUGAAGACUAUAAUGAGCGGAUGGUGUCCGUACCUUAUAAAAAUUCUCUUGACAAAUCUGAUGAUGUGUUGAGAAAGGCGACUAAAACUGGCGAUUAUGAUAUAUUAACCACUGUGAGUUUGACAGAACAGUAUGAUAAUGAAUUCUUCAAUGCUAUUGCUGAUGCUAUUGAAACCGUGCGACAAUUACCUGGUGGAAGCAAUAGUAUAAUGUAUUAUCGUAUCCUCGAUCUCCGGCCUCCACCACUGAAUGGGAACAAAAACGAUUACCGAGCGACUGACUUCUUAAGCGAGCAGGUUAAUAAUAUUGUAAGAGAACGGGCUAAAGUUGCAGUCGGUAACUUAUUUAAGCCAUCGAAAGGUGCUACUGCACUACUUGACACAUUGCAAAAGUUUCAUACGAAUUACAUCGACAGUCUCUGCAAACGAAUGCGCGUUGUCGGUGUAGUUGGUUUGAUUCAACAACUAAACGUAGAUCUCAACGAAAAGACUAUUAUAUGGCGUGCUGUGCCUGCGACCAUAGAGGAGUUGCUCAAAGAGGAGUGUAAAGAAGGUACAGACGAUGAAAAGACAAUGAAUGACAAUGUGAAGAUGAUCAACGAAAAACUGAAAGUCAUUGAUGUGGAAGACGAUGAGAUACAAUGGAUAUUUCAUACAAUAGAUGAAGUUAUUCGAAUUAUCCGAACAGGAUUUCUCAACACUAGCUUGACAGAGCGCGAUGUUGACAUGACACUUGUCAAGCCAUUUAUGGACAUAUUAUGGGGCAUCACGCAUCUCCACUACGGUGAAGGUGAGUCAAGAGCGUCUCGAAAACGACGACUUACUACUGAGAACACUGGACAAUUCGGUGAUAAGUUUGAUUGGCUGAUUUCGUGUUAUUCUGUACGGCCCGAUAAUGUUCGUGGAGUCGAAUUAGGUGUUCUCGAAAACUCGGGGCCUAAUUAUCCAGAUGGUUCAGAUAAAGUCCGAAUGCAAUUUAGAAAAGUCGUAAAGACAGCGCGUGAUCAGUUGUCCCAAAUAAUUGAUAUUAUCGAACACGAAUGCGAUUCCAGUCAAUUACCUGAGAAUCUUGUUCGUGGGUUAAAGUCAUUGUUUGUAGUCGGGCUGCACAUAGUCAGCUUUGAAAUUCAAGCACAUGUUGUUUAUUUGGUUGAAGGUAACAUUUACGCUGUCGCGGAGAUAGGACGCGUGCAGUUGCCAUACUCGAUGGAUUCUUUGGAUCGUGUUCUUGAUAUGUGUUACUUGUUUCUUCGUAUAAAGGCGAUUGUAUCAAGGUCGAAAAUUAUAGUACAAGCAUUGAUGGAAGAAGCAAAGAAGCCUAGUGGAUCUGUAAAAAAUACCAUUACAAAGUGUCAAGUUGACGAGCUUGGAACGCCAUCUAAAAAGAUCAAAACUCGCAAAACU
Molecule: messenger RNA, 2088 nt
Organism: Paraglomus brasilianum
Lineage: Eukaryota; Fungi; Glomeromycota; Glomeromycetes; Paraglomerales; Paraglomeraceae
Source: the annotation of a GenBank genome assembly